AUGCUCUCCUCAAGCCUGUUCUACGGUGUUCUGGCCGCUGUUGCCACCGCCGUCACCGCUCAGACCACCGAAGGGCUCAGCACAACGACCUCCACGAGCACCAUGACCAGGACCGUCACCAUCACCCAGUGCAACCCGUCUAUCACCAACUGCCCUGGUCGCAACACCAGCACCAGCACCACCAGCACCACCAGCACCACCGCCGCUGUCCCUACCAUCAUCGUGUCGAGUGCCAACCUGACCUCGGCCAUGCCCAGCCCUACCAAGAACUCGACUGGUUACGUCCAGCCGACUUUGUCGCCCAAGACCACCACCGCCGUCGUGGUUCUCCCCUCAAGCGCCUCUCAGGCUCCUGUCGCUACCGUGCCCCCCACUGGUGCCGGUACCUCUGUCUUUGUCCAGAGCGGCCUCAUGCUCGGUGUUCUCGGUGCUGGUAUUGCCAUCCUGGCAUAA
Messenger RNA from Pyricularia grisea, 453 nucleotides. RefSeq lists its product as uncharacterized. Bases 1 to 453 code for a protein of 150 amino acids. NCBI's taxonomy places the organism in Eukaryota, Fungi, Ascomycota, Sordariomycetes, Magnaporthales, Pyriculariaceae. The transcript has a single exon. The record is from RefSeq and is a predicted model, not a curated record.